CAUCCCUGCGGAAAGCUAGACUCCAGCCGGCUUGCGGCACAAUCCACCCGCGGUUCCACCACCACCACUGCUCCCAACACCAACACCAUCAUCAACCUUUGGCCUGACUGUUGGAGCUUCGCCGAGCUCCCAUCGCCGCCCUAAUCCCCCCCCAUCGCCACGACCCCUCACGACCAUCACGACCACCAUGGCGUCCAAAAAGGACAUGCGUCGGGAUGACCUGAUUAUCCCUUAUGCGGACCUCGACAAGGGAAAGCCGGAUCCGGACUUUGCUGGCACCAUGGCCAGCACUCUGCCCAUGGCCGCGAUCUUCACGAGGAACAAAUUGCUCGGCUGGACGGCCGUCAUGUUCUCCCUCCAGACGUGGCUUGCGGAGACGCCCGAGCAGAAGAAGCAUGCGACGACUCCUGGCUACUUCAGCGUGGGCAUGUCGUUAAUGUCGGUCGCGGUGGCAUACAUGCCGCUGUUCCUUCCCAACCCUCCGGCGCGGGCUGGGGCGGGCUCAGGCACCGAGGCUCCUGCAGCCGUGCCGCCUGCUUAGAGUAGAUAGACGCGCCUGUUGUACGAUAAGUAGCAAGAAGGAUGAUGCACGU
Molecule: messenger RNA, 593 nt
Organism: Aplosporella prunicola CBS 121167
Lineage: Eukaryota; Fungi; Ascomycota; Dothideomycetes; Botryosphaeriales; Aplosporellaceae
Exons: 8
Coding region: 188-541 (117 amino acids)
Biological process (GO): protein insertion into ER membrane
Cellular component (GO): endoplasmic reticulum membrane
Molecular function (GO): protein folding chaperone
Source: RefSeq, a predicted model, not a curated record